Messenger RNA from Metarhizium acridum CQMa 102, 378 nucleotides. The record is from RefSeq and is a predicted model, not a curated record. Lineage: Eukaryota; Fungi; Ascomycota; Sordariomycetes; Hypocreales; Clavicipitaceae.
AUGGACCUAAUAGACAUGUCACUUCCAACACAUGCCAUCCAAUUUACCACUGGGACGGCUUCAUGCAUUGUGCAACUCGUCGUUAUUUGCAUCGUUGGCAAAUACUUCGCUGCUGCUCUGCUACUUUUAGCAGGUAGCCUUUUUAUUGUGCCAAAGUUUUAUCUGCGUACCUCCCGGCAAGUCCGCCUGAUCGAUAUUGAGGCAAAAGCCCCCAUUUACAAGCUCUUCAUUGAAACCAAACAAGGAGUCUCGACGAUUCGUGCUUUCGGUUGGACUUCUGCCUUUCACCGCAAACUCUCAGAUGCAUUGAACCAAUCACAAAGACCGUUCUAUAUGCUGUUCUGUAUUCAACAAUGGCUCGCGUUCAACAAUACGUGA